Molecule: messenger RNA, 438 nt
Organism: Aureococcus anophagefferens
Lineage: Eukaryota; Pelagophyceae; Pelagomonadales; Pelagomonadaceae
Exons: 1
Coding region: 1-438 (145 amino acids)
Source: RefSeq, a predicted model, not a curated record
AUGGCCUCGGCGAGCCUCGUGCUGGCCGCCGCCGUCGCCGUCCUCUUCGCCGCGGUUCCCGGCGCGCGGAACGCGGCCGCCGCGGGCCUCCCGGGCGUCGACGCCUACCUCUACAGCUCGGGCGUCCUCGCGGCCAUCUGGGUCGGCAUCUCCGUCGUAGCGUGCAAACGCCUCUCGCUCGCGUCCUUCUUCAUCCUGAAUACUUUGGGCCGCUGCGCCGCGUCCGUGGUCGUCGACGCCACGGGCGCGCUCGGCUUCCCGAAGCUGGGCGUCGACGCCUUCGCCGUGUCGGGCCUCGCGCUCGCCUGCGUCGGCGCGGCCAUUCUGCAACGGGGCUCGCCGGCGACGGGCCCGGAGCCGCCCACGAAGACGGGCCUCGAGCUCACCGCGGCGCCGCUCGCCGGCGACACGCUCGCCGUCGACGCCGCGCUCGCGUGA